Molecule: messenger RNA, 2334 nt
Organism: Coregonus clupeaformis (lake whitefish)
Lineage: Eukaryota; Metazoa; Chordata; Actinopteri; Salmoniformes; Salmonidae
Product: endothelin receptor type B-like
Exons: 8
Coding region: 563-1852 (429 amino acids)
Biological process (GO): vasoconstriction; regulation of blood pressure; enteric nervous system development
Cellular component (GO): membrane
Molecular function (GO): endothelin receptor activity
Source: RefSeq, a predicted model, not a curated record
UCUCUCGGAAGAAGGGAGGGCUCAAGCGGAGGCAGUAAUCACUGUAACGAAUGACCGUGCUCAAGGAUUUAGAGUUGUUAGACUGUGGUCUGCGCACGGAGCCAGUAGGGUAACAGGACCAGAAAAGGAUAGAAGUCUGUACCAUCAAAUUGGAGCAAUGACCAAGGACAUUUUGAUUCAUUUUCUAUAACUUUUUGGGCUAUUUUACCUGUUUUUGUCUCACUGAGAUAUAAAAUCUAUUUCAACUUUAAACCUAGCAGAGCACACAUGCCAACAAUUACCAGACAAGGAUCAACAUCAAAACAUCAUGUGAAAGUGGGAAGAGAAUUAAUGAGGAGAGUUUGGACAAGAUGACCAUGACAUAAAUUGGAAUAAUUAUCUUCAGUUGUUUUCUGUAACCACUACUGCCCCUCUAUAUAAGUUGGAGAAGUCAUUUUCAAACAUUUUAUUCUUAACUAGGAGAGUAGGCCUACCAAAGCAAACUGUUACUCAAGGUAUCUUUAGAGAAGCAUUUUUCCAUCUUGCAGAGCAGCCAAGGACUCCUGAGACAUCGGGAUUGAUUAUGACAAAGACCUUAUUCAUCUGUUUCCCGCUGGUUCUCCUGGCGGGACACCUCCUCGUGGUUAUCGGACAAGCCAAUGAGCCCAACCAACCGUCGGUUUCCCAUGACGUGCUGCCAGAAGUCCUGCUGUCCGCCACACAGAAACCAGUAGUCUCUGGUAGAGAGAGUCUGGUGAGGUUCAACGGCAAUGUCUCCGCUCCUCGGCACAUGCGCCCUUUACCUCCAAUGUGCUCGGGACCUACCGAGAUCAGAGACACAUUUAAGUACAUCAACACUGUAGUAUCGUGUCUCGUGUUCAUCGUCGGUAUUAUCGGGAACUUCACGCUCCUCAGAAUCAUCUACAAUAACAAGUGCAUGCGCAAUGGCCCCAAUAUUCUCAUCGCCAGCCUGGCGCUGGGAGACCUGCUGCACAUUGUGAUCGAUAUUCCCAUCAAUGUGUACAAGCUCCUAGCCGAGGAUUGGCCGUUUGGUGUAGGUCUGUGUAAACUAGUGCCGUUUGUCCAGAAAGCUUCAGUGGGUAUUACUGUGCUGAGCCUGUGUGCUCUGAGCAUUGACAGGUACCGGGCAGUAGCGUCGUGGAACCGUAUAAAGGGGAUCGGUGUUCCGAAGUGGACGGCUAUAGAGAUCGCACUCAUCUGGCUGCUGUCCAUCCUGCUGGCUGUGCCCGAGGCUAUAGCCUUCGACAUGAUUGCCAUGGACUACAAGGGAGAACACCUCCGCAUCUGUCUGCUACACCCGAUGCAGAAAUCAGACUUCAUGAGUUUCUAUAAGUCAGCUAAGGACUGGUGGCUGUUCAGUGUGUAUUUCUGCCUCCCUCUGGUCGUAACCGCCGUCUUCUACACCCUGAUGACUUGUGAGAUGCUGAGGAAGAAGAACGGAGUUCAGAUCACCCUGAGUGACCAUCUCAAACAGAGGCGUGAGGUGGCUAAGACAGUGUUCUGCCUGGUGCUGGUGUUUGCUCUAUGCUGGCUGCCUCUCCAUCUCAGCCGCAUCCUCAAGCUCACUAUCUAUGACGAGAAGGACCCCAACCGCUGUGAACUGCUCAGUUUCUUCCUGGUUCUAGACUACAUAGGGAUCAACAUGGCAUCUGUUAACUCCUGCAUCAACCCCAUCGCUCUCUACAUGGUCAGCAAGCGUUUCAAGAGCUGCUUCAGGUCAUGCCUGUGUUGCUGGUGUCUGCCAGCGGAGAUGUUGAUGGAUGAGAAGCAGUCCUGUAUGAAGCUCAAAGUCACAGACCGGGCCUCCGACCAGAGCAACUCACGUGCUACUAACAAGUACACUUCAGCAUGAGAAGUACUCAAUGAAGUACCGUAUGAUGAGCUCUAAAGGACUAACUGAAGAUCAGUUAUAUAACCUGAUCCUGACUUAAACCAUUAUGAGACGGCCAUAAGAUGUGUCCUAAGAUGUACCCUUAUUAAGUUGAUGUAGUUUUAAACCACUAGGAGAAAAUCAGUGCCCUAAAGGACUGAUCCAGCGAAGCCUCCUCUGACUGGAGUACUCAAGUGUUCUUAAACCCACAAGUGCACUUUGAGUGUUGCUUAUGAAAGUUAAUGGUCUAGGACAGGGGUCGGCAACAGGCGGCCAGUUGGCCAAAAACCGGCCCGCAAAUAAUAUAAAUUGGGCCCCUCAAAGUUUUUGGUCAGAAUAAACUGUUAAAUCGCCAGAACUUCAGCUAGAAAUGAGUUGAAUUUAUGAAAAUCUGUUAAUUUAGGAAAUCUGUUCCCAAGUAUUCCCACAAAUAAAAAAAGAGACGUGAUCGUGUCUCAAUGUAA